Messenger RNA from Pisolithus orientalis, 2964 nucleotides. RefSeq lists its product as uncharacterized. The record is from RefSeq and is a predicted model, not a curated record. NCBI's taxonomy places the organism in Eukaryota, Fungi, Basidiomycota, Agaricomycetes, Boletales, Pisolithaceae. The transcript has a single exon. The coding region runs from base 47 to 2665 and encodes 872 amino acids.
CUCCACUGCCGCCCCGUUAAACUCUCACCAUAUUCCCCAGGUUACCAUGUUUUCAACGCGUUAUACAGGCAGGCGGAAGCGCAGCCCGACACGUUCCGCACAUGAUCCUUCUCUGGUGGAGGGUCGUGCCCGCAAUUCCACAUCGUCACCUUCCACACAACCUUAUAUUCGGCGAGAGCACAAUGUAUCUUUUCUUUCCUUGCACAUGACGGUCUCGAAUCUCGGCAGCAUCCCUUAUACGACUCAUGUCCCACAAGCACCGACCUGUUCCACACCGUCGGGCCCACUGGCGUCCAUUUCUUCAAGCAUUGGUAACAGAUUUUCUCCCCACCCAUCUUCUGCCCCGGUGUCACCUUUGGUAGACGGGCGGUGUCAGGUUGAGAACCUAACUUCCGGCUUCGGCUCAGGUGGUUCAAACCCGCUCAGAUCUUCACAGACCUCUCCCACAACCCCACGCUUUCGGUCAACGACGGAGUCUGAUAUCCAAUUCCCUCAAUACACGCCUCGUAAGAACAAGCAGAGUCACUUGCGACCGUCUACCGCUCCACAUCUGUCCCCUCAUCCGUUUAGUACUGGAACCAUCCCAGAUGUGCAGAUGCAAGGGAAGGGCUUUGAUAUUCCUCACAGGCUCACGAUGGGCAUCAAAAAUCUCUUGUCUAAGCCUGCACAACCUUCGCCAUCUCGCCAUUCACUCUUUUCGUCGCCUUCGGAUUCGGAUGUACCAUUACCACUGCAAGGUGUGCCGCGAAAGUCGCGCCCACCAGAUCUAGAUGUCGCUGCGUGUCCCUCCAGCUCUCCUCAGGCAAGCACUUUAUCAGAGGCCUAUUACCGACACACUGGGGACGCUGGGAAAGGAUCGGGCUCUUUGUCGUCGCCCUCGCCUCUCACGGACCAUCACAGUUAUGAUUCUCCGGGACGCCAGGUAUCUCUUCUUUCGCGAGGGCAUGAUGAAAAGCCUCGUAAUGUUUUGAGACGCCGGCCAAGCUCAGCCAAGUCUCUGAAGGAAAGGCGCGACAAGGCAACCCUGCAAGUGGAUAAGAGCUCCCCUGUGCUUGACAUAUCAGAUGCCCCGCCUCUCCCAUUAUCCAAAUUGGAAAGCAGGCACGGUGUCAGCAAUGGAGUACAGACGCCUACCAGGCUGAUUUCCAGGACUCACACGUUGGACGAAGUUUUCAUAGGCAACGGGGGCACGCACAGGCCUUCGCUUGAUACUCGGAGCGGACCACAGGUUCACGCCGAUGGACAGCGUGUUGACGGCGGCUCGACUUUUUCAACCAUACGGGGCGACGCCCCUCCACCUUCUCCAAUACCAUAUUACACUGUCUUUGGCACUUCUUCUGAACGCCGUGUUGCCGCAGGCGGACCUGAGGAUCGCUGGAUAGGUCUUGAAGGUCAAAUACCCGCAGGGCAACGUACACGCACCACACAGACCGGUGGACAUGCCCGUAGUUUGAGCCGGAAAGUGUCUGCGCAGUGGAAGAAGGUGACUGGAGGCAUCAUUACCUCGGAUCAGUCUCCAUCAAAUGCUAGCCUUAAAGCGGGACAUUUGAAAGGCAGUCCCAGUUUGCAGGAAUGGUCCCCGGAACGGUCAAGGGAGCGCAGUCGAUGUACCGGGAGGUCGAUGGACGGCAUGGUCAUGCUUAGCGGUCGAAACGACAUAUUGACUGGUCCUACCACCGGACGCGGGCGGUCCCAAACCGAUCCAAGCGCUGAAAAUACAGAUACUAAAGUUUCUGGUGAAAGUGGGAGACUAUGGGGGCUGAUGAAACGUAUAAGCACUGGUGGUUUGCGUGAGCGGUUUCAAGCUGAUAAGGAUACGGCGGUACCGCCUGUUCCCACAAUUCCCAAGAAUCUCGUAGGACGCAUCAACCAUUACGGACGGCCUAACCCGGACACCGACGCGGAUGCGGACAAUGCUAGUACCCCACCACAGCCACGUCGGCGCAGGUGUACUUCUCCCGAGAAACGGCCACAAGCUUAUCCUAGCGGCACCACUGUGUCUUCGUCACCCAACUCUGACGUCGCAUCUAACCAGUUCUUCCAAAGACCGCAGUCUGCACAGUCUUCCGCUUCUUCUUUUAGCGAGCUCAAAACUCCAGCUAUUCCCGAACUCGAUCGACAUAUCAUACCUCCGUUAGAGCAGCUCCGGUUAGGUGAGGACUACCCGAGGCCCGAUACUACAUCACCGCGGUCGACUCACUGUUGCUCAUCAUCCAUCUCUCCUUGCCCUUUGAGCGACAUUGACACCGAUAAACCAUUGCAAUCGGCUUCCCCUGGAGGCAGUCAUGGUGAUGCGUCGAAUCAAGCCCUCCUAGCUGACGGAGGGGUAGCUCUCUCACCCCCACCACUGCGUUCUCGGGGUAGACUUCGUACAUCUACCAGUCCGAGAUCCUCGCAGCCUGGCAGGGAGGGAGAUGCCGUGGUUUCGAGUUCUGCGCGAGUUUCAAGUGUGGGACGUCCAUCGCUUGAUCAACCUCUUGUCCGUGCUCAGUUGACCUUCCGUGAACUCGGCGCGCCUCGAAAACCCCCUCUUACCGAGGAAGAGAAAGCCGAUAUUUGGGAUAAUCUGCUUGCCCGUAGCGAGCAGGCGGGCGGUACACUUCACAUCGGUGUCGGUGAGCUCAUGUCCGACAACCUACGGCAUUCUUCGUGUUCAGAGUCAUGAAAUUUUUGGCCGUGUGGGAGAAAACCCAACACGCACACGACAUACACGAAUCCCAUACCUUGUAAUUCCCGACCUUCCACGAUUGCCGGUCUACGACUCGAACAACCUGCCGAAUGCCAUGCAUCAUAGUAAUUCACCGACUAUACAUUAGUGUUGGGUCUAAUGUGGAUUUUUUUUUUUCUUUUUCAUUUUUACUUCAAUUUCCCAAGUUGUUUAUGCCUUUGUCGUGUUGAAACGCACUUGCUACUGUAAAAAAUGUAAACUCGCUCAAUCGAAUACAAUGCUUUGUUAGUGCUUCA